Messenger RNA from Hyaloscypha bicolor E, 654 nucleotides. RefSeq lists its product as uncharacterized. Bases 1 to 654 code for a protein of 217 amino acids. Gene Ontology annotation, biological process: ceramide biosynthetic process; ceramide catabolic process. Lineage: Eukaryota; Fungi; Ascomycota; Leotiomycetes; Helotiales; Hyaloscyphaceae. Gene Ontology annotation, cellular component: endoplasmic reticulum membrane. The transcript is spliced from 2 exons. The record is from RefSeq and is a predicted model, not a curated record.
AUGCAACUUCUCGACGAGUUGUCUAUGAUUUACACUACGUGCAUUAUGGUCUACGCGGUAUUCUCCCACCGCCAAUCCACUCGCGCUUGUCUUGCAAUUUUCCUCGCUAUUUUGUCCCUUGCUGUGUUUAUUACGGGCUGCUAUCACUACCUCCAGGAUCCAGUAUUCCACCAAAAUAUGUUUGCGCUGCUUACUACCGUCGUCGUUUUGAGGAGCAUGUGGAUUAUGGAGUUGCUGCUUCGACCAUCACGACGAGUUAAAGGGGGAGACGUCGAUUUGAUUAGCGAUGUUGCGGAGCAGGCCAGAGUUAAUCGUCGAGAUGAGGACAUUCUCAAGACAAUGUGGACGAUGAUUUCCUGCGGACUCAGUGCUGUCGCGGGUGGGUUUCUUAUUUGGAACCUGGAUAACAUUUUCUGCGGAACCCUGCGGCGUUGGCGCCGAGAUAUUGGCUUGCCAUGGGGCAUAUUACUAGAAGGCCAUGGCUGGUGGCAUAUCUUCACCGGAAUUGCAGCUUAUUUCAACCUUACCUGGGCUAUAUGGUUACGGUACUGUCGUGACGUUAAGCAAGAUAAUGUUCAGUUGGCAUGGCCAUCUGUCUUCACGUCUGUGCCUGUGGUGGUGAGAGUAGAAACCAAAAACGGCAAGUCCAAUUAA